UCCUGCACGAGGGCAGCCUGGAUCCUUGGAGUGAAGCACAAUUUAGGGGACUACAUGACAGAAAAAGAACAGAAUCUCGCGGACACAUUCGUUUUUGUUCAAUAAUCGUUUUGAUUAUACAAUCGUUGUCCCGAGUGACCUAAGAAACCCCCGGAUGAAAGACUGUUGCCAGGAUGGCCGGAGUGUUCGACAUAGACUUGGAGACUGAGGACGUCAGUGAUACAGAGGAGGAUUUUUAUGAUGACUCCGUAACAGAGCCGGACAAUGUACAGAAAGAAGAAGUGGAGCUGACCAGUGAAUGUGUCAAUAGAGACAGUGAGAAAGUUGGACCUGAUUUCUUUGAGCUUCUCACUGUGCUUGGAAAAGGAGCCUAUGGCAAGGUUUUUCAGGUGAGGAAGGUUCAGGGUGCCAUGUCAGGAAAAAUAUUUGCCAUGAAGGUUCUCAGAAAGGCCAAAAUUGUGUGCAAUGCUAAAGACACUGCCCAUACGCGAGCAGAGAGGGAGAUCCUCGAGACAGUGAGACAUCCUUUCAUUGUGGAUCUCCUCUACGCCUUCCAGACGGGUGGUAAACUCUACCUGAUACUGGAGUAUUUAAGUGGAGGAGAGCUGUUCAUGCAAUUGGAGAAGGAAGGCAUCUUCAUGGAGGACACCGCUUGUUUUUAUCUAGGAGAGAUCAUACUGGCUCUUGGUCAUCUCCACUCUAAUGGAAUUAUUUACAGAGACCUCAAACCUGAGAACAUCAUGCUUAAUCACCAAGGACACAUCAAGCUAACUGACUUUGGCCUCUGUAAGGAAUCAAUUCACGAUGGAAGCGUCACACACACAUUCUGCGGCACCAUAGAGUACAUGGCCCCUGAGAUUCUGACAAGGUCAGGCCAUAACAGAGCAGUAGACUGGUGGAGUCUUGGGGCCCUGAUGUACGACAUGAUGACUGGAUCGCCACCGUUCACAGCGGAAAACAGAAAAAAGACCAUUGAUAAGAUCUUAAAAUGUAAACUUAAUCUGCCUCAGUAUCUGACCAUCGAUGCCAAGGAUCUCAUCAAGAAGCUUUUGAAGAAGAAUCCAACCCAAAGGCUUGGCUCCAGUAAAGCAGACUGUGCUGAUAUCAAAGGACACCCAUUCUUCAAGCAAAUCAACUGGGGUGACCUGGUGAAUAAGAGAGUUGAGCCACCAUACAAGCCACAGCUGCAGUCAGAUGAAGAUGUGAGCCAGUUUGACACAAGGUUUACCAGACAGACACCAGUGGACAGUCCAGAUGAUACAUCACUUGGCCAGAGUGAAGAGCUCACCUUUGCUGGUUUCACCUAUGUGGCUCCUUCAGUCCUGGACAGUUUAAAGGAAGGUUUCUCCUUUGAACCCCGAAUGCGACCUGUUCGACGACACAACAUUAGCCCACGGACACCCAACAGUCCUCUCAAAUUUUCCCCUGCUGGGCCUUUCAAGUCAAAUAUUGAUGGAGAACCAGGACUUUUUACUCCCACAUCUCCGCCAAUAGUUUCAUCCCCUGUGCCACUGGAGAACGGAUCUGCCAGUAUGCCGAUCAAGACCCCUGCUCGUAAAAAUAAGGAGAAAGGAUGCCGGAGAUGAGGAGGAGCUUAAGCAUGCCCUCACUGCCAGCCCUGGUCAGGUUAACGUUUUCAGUUAUCUAGAGGGGGGUUUGGGUACAGAGUGGUGUUUUUGUUUGUUUGUUUUGCUUUCCUUUUUUUGUCUUAAAGAAUUCGUGGAAUGAUGCAUACAAUUUGCUUUCAUUUUAUCAGUAGGGAUACUGAUAUUCAUGGUAGCACAGGAACGACGACCGUUAAACAACCAGCAUGAGCUGAAAAGGUUGUAAAACUGAUUGAUUGGUAAUAGUGUUUGAUUUCUUAAACUUUUUGGUUGAGUGAAACAUAUAUAUAUUUGUUUUAUUUAGUUGAUAAAAAAAGAUGAAGAUACUAUAUCACAGGCUGACAAUUGGCAAAUGGAUGUAGCAUGUGAAAUUGUUUCUAAUAUGCGCAUGCAAAAUGAGACAAUCACAUGUAUAACCUGAUUAUAUAGCAUAGAAUAAUAUAGAAAAUGGUUUGAUGUAUGAACGGAUGUGGUUUGUUAAUGUAACAAAGCAUUUUUACAAAUGCGGAUAUCAUUCAUUGACUAUCACAAAAAAAACAAAACAAGAAAACACAUUUUUAAUUUGUACCUUAACCAUUGACCCCUGCUCAAGUGCUACACAAUAAAGAGACUUGUACUCAAGAUGCAUGAUAAUCAGUUGUUACCAGCAACAAGUUUGUGCGCUUCACUUCAAGGUAUUUGUAAUACAUGAUAUAUGAUGAUGAUGACAUGAUAUAAGACGUGUUUUUUUUUUUCUUCUUCUUAAUUAUAAAUGUCGCUCCCUAGUUCCUACAGUGUUAUCAUAAACUAUAGAUCUGGAUAUCUGGUGUUGCACAGUGGUCUGCAGUUAUAUUUAUCUAAACUAAGUUAAAGAAUUAUAUAUAUAUAUAUAUAUAUGGUGCUGUGAGAGCCUAGUGUGCAACUCUUUAAUCAAUGUACAUUGUACAGAACACGUUCGGAAAUUAAUUACAAUUGUAUUCAUAAUAAAACUAAUAUUUUGUGGAUUUACAAAUGAUUUGGUGAUUUGCUGAAUUUUCUUGUCAUAUCACUGACUAGUGAAUAAAAACAAUUGCUACA
Messenger RNA from Phycodurus eques (leafy seadragon), 2660 nucleotides. RefSeq names its product ribosomal protein S6 kinase beta-2-like. Lineage: Eukaryota; Metazoa; Chordata; Actinopteri; Syngnathiformes; Syngnathidae. Gene Ontology annotation, molecular function: ATP binding; protein serine/threonine kinase activity. Gene Ontology annotation, biological process: signal transduction; protein phosphorylation. The record is from RefSeq and is a predicted model, not a curated record. The transcript has 16 exons. The coding region runs from base 174 to 1586 and encodes 470 amino acids.